Messenger RNA from Trichobilharzia szidati, 540 nucleotides. NCBI's taxonomy places the organism in Eukaryota, Metazoa, Platyhelminthes, Trematoda, Strigeidida, Schistosomatidae. The record is from the annotation of a GenBank genome assembly.
UGUUUCUUUACAUUUAUGGAUCGGCUUUUAUUAGCAAAGAAAUGUGCGAAGAUAAUCGCACCCGUCUGUCGCGAAAUGGCUUAUUAUCAUAUCGAAUGGAAACCAAAACCAUUUCCCUGCACUAAGGCUGAGCGUGAGGCAGCAGCGAAACGGUAUAACCUCCUACCAUCAGAUUACAAACCAUUCGAAGACGAUGGAUUAGCACCCGGAGAUUACUUUAAAGUUGAACCGUAUAACGUAAACAACCUUGAUCCUUGGGAACCCUACGACUAUCCACGUAGCAGACGGAAUUACAACGACCCUGUUCUAUUUAAAGCACACAUGUAUUCUUCGACUGGAUACGAUCCUGUAUUGUUGAAAGAAAGACUCGGAGGACAUUCAAUACCGUGGGUGCUCUUCAAGACAUUUUCACCGUUAUUUGUUCUCACAUUCCUGCUUUACAUUGGCCAAAUGUUCGGCUACUUCUCACCACUGAAAGCCAAACAAUUCCCGCUUGCCGAAGACAGAGAUAACCACUAUACCUUUGAAAGACCUGAAUAG